Mercurialis annua (annual mercury) is the source of this 967-nucleotide messenger RNA. Its product is annotated as two-component response regulator ORR9-like. The record is from RefSeq and is a predicted model, not a curated record. Lineage: Eukaryota; Viridiplantae; Streptophyta; Magnoliopsida; Malpighiales; Euphorbiaceae. Gene Ontology annotation, biological process: cytokinin-activated signaling pathway; phosphorelay signal transduction system. The transcript has 8 exons. Bases 1 to 855 code for a protein of 284 amino acids.
AUGAAUCGAGUCGUACAGGAUCAGCUCACCGGAGCGAAUCCAAGAACUCGGCCAAGCUGGCUAUGUAUGAGUCGUGAAGGACUCAUCGUGACUCCAGACAACUCAAGAAGAUUCCUCCUAAGCGAAUCCCUAGAAGAGCUGAAUCCAUAUAAUAAUUCGGAGAAAUUUCUAAACAUAAUGGAGACUGCUGUUUCUGAAAUCUUGAAGCUUAUAGGUUUCACUAGGGAUGUUCUUGAAUGGAGGAGAGAGAUCAGCUAUAUGACUAGAAGAACUAAAGAUGAUGAAUCAGCUGAUCAUGAAGAACAGCACCAACAUUUUCAUGUAUUGGCUGUAGAUGAUAGUGCUCUUGACAGGAAGCUUUUGGAGAGACUGCUAAAAGUUUCUUCUUAUCAAGUAACUUUUGUGGAGUGUGGAGAGAAAGUUUUAGAAUAUCUUGAACUUGAUAAUCUAGAAGAUAUUACUGCUCCAUCAUCACCAUCUUCCUCUUCUUUCAAUAUUUCUCAACCAACACAACAAGAGGAAAUGAAAGUGAAUUUGAUCAUGACAGACUACAGUAUGCCCGGAAUGAGCGGCUAUGACUUACUCAAAAGAAUCCAGAGUUCUUCUUGGAAGGAUGUACCAGUUGUGGUUAUGUCAUCUGAAAAUAUACCUUCUAGAAUCACCAUGUGUUUGGAAGGAGGAGCUGAGGAAUUCUUAUUGAAACCACUUCAAUUAUCAGAUGUGAAGAAGCUACAGCCUCGCUUUCUAAAAACACAAAUUGACGUUGACACCAUUAAUGGAAGCAACACUAAGAUUAAUAAUAUUAGCAAAGAGAAAGGCGAUGUCUCCAACCUUCUGAGAGAAGACCUAAAAUGAAAGGGCUACCUGUUUUUUUUUUUUUUUGACAAUGAAGGGCUGCCUGUUGAAUAGUCCUUUUUCUUCAACCUACAUCUACAUGUAUUAAUUCCUAAGAGUUAUAUGUUUUCUA